This is a messenger RNA of Microthlaspi erraticum, 249 nucleotides long. NCBI's taxonomy places the organism in Eukaryota, Viridiplantae, Streptophyta, Magnoliopsida, Brassicales, Brassicaceae. The record is from the annotation of a GenBank genome assembly.
AUGAAAAAGAUGAUCAUGAAGCUCUCUACAGUAACAAUGAUGGUCACAUUGUUUCUUCUUGCAUCUGGUCUUGCCUCGGCUAGGGUCAUGAACUUGGAUCUUCCACCAAGGCCAUAUAGACCCAGACCAUGGCCAACCGAACCAUUACCUCCUCCACCAAAACGUGAUGCGAAGAAAUCAGUUGAACAGGCCCCAAUUCCAAUCUUUUGCCCUCCGGGUACUCCUGGAUGCCCUCCACCAAGAUCCUAA